Molecule: messenger RNA, 570 nt
Organism: Nicotiana attenuata
Lineage: Eukaryota; Viridiplantae; Streptophyta; Magnoliopsida; Solanales; Solanaceae
Exons: 2
Coding region: 1-570 (189 amino acids)
Source: RefSeq, a predicted model, not a curated record
AUGAUAUCAGAUGCAAGCUUAGCGGGUUCCAAGCCUAAAGAGACACCAAUGGAGCAAAACUUGAAGCUGACAAGCACUGAAUUUGAUAUUUGCACAGACACAAAUAAAGGAGAUGAGUUACUGGAAGAUAGGGGGAGUUAUCAAAGGCUCAUAGGGAAGCUUUUGUAUCUAACAAUAACAAGGCCAGGCAUCUCAUAUGCAGUACAAUCACUAAGGCAGUUUAUGCAUGCACCUAAGAAAUCUCACUAUGAAGCAGCACUUCAUGUGGUAAGGUACAUCAAGAAGCAACCAGGGCUGGGGCUGUUGAUGUCAAGUGAUAGCAAUGAAGAAAUAGAAGCAUUCUGUGACUUAGACUGGGCAUCAUGUCCUAUGUCAAGAAAGUAUGUUACUGGAUACUGUGCUAAGCCUGGAACUUCAACCAUAUCCUGGAAAGCUAAGAAACAACAUAUUGUAUCUAAAAGCUCAGCUGAAGCUGAGUACAGGAGCAUGGCACACACUGUAAACCGGCAAGCAACAGCUGUCCCGGCAGGAGCAUUUCCGCUCCAGUGCCCACAGCCACAUCAGACCUGA